Molecule: messenger RNA, 18174 nt
Organism: Penicillium mononematosum
Lineage: Eukaryota; Fungi; Ascomycota; Eurotiomycetes; Eurotiales; Aspergillaceae
Gene: nrps1
Exons: 9
Molecular function (GO): catalytic activity; phosphopantetheine binding
Source: RefSeq, a predicted model, not a curated record
GCCCAUACAUACACAUCCUCUCCAUCGACCGAAUACGAAACGAAACAUAGACGGCUUGGUCCUAUCCAGCCAUUAGACAUCAUGGCUCAAUCCACCAAGUGCUAUCUUCCUCGGUUCGCUUCGACGGUUGACGGGCCUAAACGCCCAGUCUCGAUGAAGACGAGACCCACGGCGGCUCAGCAUGCGCAGUUAUUAACCGCAUCGAAUGAAGGCCGUCUGGACCCAAUCCUACGAGCCACCUGGGCUCUUUUGUUGCACUACUAUAUCCGCUCCGAGGAUAUAUGCUUCGGUUACCAACAUCUCGAGGGCGACUCGCGCUCUCCCAAAUCUUCUGUACAGCGUUCUACCGUCAAUAUUUCGACGAUCCGCAUAUCCAUCAACGACAACGACUCUCUCAAAGCAAUUGUAGAUAAGGUGCGCGCAAACAGUGCGAUUCGACAGAGCAAUGGAAGCCCGGAGACUUCCGAGGCAUAUCUUCCUUUCAACACCAUCUUCAUGCUGCGCACAUACGACCCGCCUGCUUCUCCUUCAAAACCUAUUCUGGCGACAGCUCUUCCGGACGAGUGUCAAGUCCGUCUUCAUGUCAAGGUGCUGCGUGGAGACAUCAGCAUCUUCCUCGAAUGGCGCAAGGGUGACAUGUCGGGGGAACAGAUGAAGAGUAUCGCAAACAUUUUUGAGCAGUUGCUUGCCAAAGUGCUUUCUGCUGAGAACACCGCUAUUAGCCAGCUUAAUUUGUUCUCGGAGAACGACUGGCAACGCAUCCGCAAGUGGAAUUCCACUACUCCCCAGCUUCACGAUCGCUGCAUCCAUGAGGCCAUCCACGAUCAAAUGUUGAGCGGACCUGAUCGUGAGGCUGUGUGUGCGUGGGAUGGAAGUUUGACGUUCGCCGAGUUGGACCACCAAGCAUCGAAGCUCGCAUGCUAUCUUCGCAUGCAGGGAGUCGGGCCGGAAAUCCGCGUGGCUUUGUGUUUUGAUAAAUCGAAAUGGAACAUCGUUGCAAUGCUUGGCGUGAUGAAAGCCGGGGGAGCCUUUGUCCCAUUGGACCCAAGUCACCCAACUUCUCGACUGCAAGGUCUCAUCCAAUCGGUUGAGGCACCGGUUGUGCUGUGCUCUCAGCAUCUUGCCGAUAAACUUCGUCCGAUCGUGAAGACUUUAAUACCCCUCUGUGCUGAUACUCUAGAUCCUCUGUCGGACCCUGCCGACAGCGUCAAUCUUGCAUCUGGUGUCACAAGUCAAAAUGCGGCUUAUGUUCUGUUUACCUCUGGAUCAACAGGAGAACCCAAGGGGACCCUCUUGGAGCACCGCGCGUUCCUGUCUGGGGCAAUGGUGCAUGGACCCGGGCUGCGCAUUUAUCGCGACUCGCGAUGCCUUCAAUUUGCCGCCCACACAUUCGAUGCUAGUUUAGCUGAGACGUUGACGCCGCUCAUCCAUGGUGCAUGCGUGUGCAUUCCGAGCGAGGAAGCUCGGCUCAACGAUAUUGUGAGCACCAUCAACGAGAUGCGAGUCACCCAAGCUUGCUUCACCCCGUCAUUCAUCGGCUUUAUUGAAAUCGAGAGCGUUCCAGGACUGGAGAGUUUAGUCCUGGCCGGGGAGGCAAUGUCCCAGUCACAGCUCACUACCUGGUCCAAAAUCAAACUGGUCAAUGGUUAUGGACCUACCGAGGCCAGCGUGGCGUCCGUCCUCAACUCCAAUGUUACACCUGACACCGAUUGCAAAGAUAUCGGACUGCCUAUUGGUGUAAGAACUUGGCUUGUGAACCCUGAUAACCACGAUGAACUGGUCCCCGUGGGCUGCCCUGGAGAACUACUUUUGGAAGGCCCACCCCUGGCCCGGUGCUACGUGAAUAAUCCCCAAAAGACAAACGAAUCGUUCAUCUACGACCCUGCUUGGACUACAUUGGACCCUGAAAGUGGCUCGAACCGUAGAUUCUACAAGACAGGUGAUCUCGUCAGGUACAACUCCGAUACUGGUGCCCUGAAUUACGUCGGUCGCAAGGAUACACAGGUCAAGGUUCACGGACAACGGAUCGAGCUCGGCGAAAUUGAGAAUCAGCUCAGCAAAGAUUCGAACGUCACUCAUUGCUCUGUCUUUUUCCCCAAGACUGGUUUCUCAAAGGGACGCCUGGCGGCAGUUGUGUCGUCCACUGGCUUGCUUGCGGAACAGUCUGAUUCGGACUUGGAACCUCUACGACUGGUCUCUGCCUCGAAAAAAGGCCGAGCUUGUCCCCGGCAUCCGAGAGCGUCUAUCAGCUCGCCUCCCUACUUACAUGGGAAGCUAGACCGCAAGGGCAUUUCCACUUGGGUCGCCGGUAUGGAGAGCGAUCCGGAUCUGCAGAGCAGUGCCUCCGCUGCAAUCGUCGACGCAGAAGCCUCACAGCCCGCCAACGACAGAGAGGAAGCUUUAGCCGCUGUAUAUAGCCGUGUCCUCAACAUUCCCCAGAACCAGCUCAAUUUGAAUGAGAGCUUCCUCGCCCUUGGCGGUGAUUCGAUCGCAGCUAUGACAUGUAUCGGUCUCUGUAAGAAGCGUGGGUUUGCCCUCUCUGUACAGGAGCUACUUCGCAGCAAAUCAAUUCGCGAUCUCGCAACUCGCGCAAAGACGAUUGAUCACCUUACGACUUACGAAGAAGCUGUUGACGAACCCUUUAGCCUGUCGCCCAUCCAGACCCUUCACUUUGGUGUCCGCAAGGAAGGCCAAGGCCACUUCAAUCAAGGAAUCCUCACUCGCUUGAACAAACCCGUCGACGAAAGGACCCUCCGCAAAGCUGUCGAAACGCUGGUAUUUCGGCACUCUAUGCUCCGUGCACGGUUCACUGACACAGGUUUCGCCACGGCGUCCAGUCAACACAUUACUCGCGAUAUCAAGGGAUCUUACAGAUGGCGAAUGCACACUCUUGGCAACAUGAACGAGGUCGAAACUCAUGUCGCCGACAGCCAAUCCUCUAUCAACUGCUUCUCUGGGCCACUGCUGGCAGUGGAUUAUUUCUUGGUGAAGGGGCAGCCUAAUGUGCUGUCAAUGACGGCUCACCACUUGGUUGUGGACAUUGUCUCCUGGAGAAUUAUCCUGGAAGAUUUGGAAGACAUCAUUCUAAACCCCGAGAAGACGGAAACCAGUGAUGGUUCGUUGCCUUUCCAGACCUGGUGCCGCCUGCAGAAUGAGCACUGCAACACCCUACGUGCUGAGCACAAAAUUGCAACUGAUGCUCUCGCUGUACCCGACUUUGGUUACUGGGGGCUCAAAGACACUCAAACUACGUAUGGAGAUGUGGAUUGUGCCUCGUUUGAGAUCGACCCAGCCCAUACCAAUGCUAUUCUGCUGGAAUGUCAUAAAGCUCUUGGCACCGAGCCAAUUGACUUAUUCCUGGCAGCAAUGCUCCACUCAUUUGGCCGCGCUUUCCCCGAUCGUUCUCUUCCAACGAUCUAUAAUGAAGGCCACGGACGAGAAGUCUGGGACCCGUCCAUUGAUAUUUCGCAUACUGUUGGCUGGUUCACCAUUCUGCACCCAAUUUUUGUCUCUGCAUACAAGUCAGACAACCCCAUUGAUACCCUCAUCCAGGUUAAGGACCUUCGCCGUCGCGUCACGGACAAUGGCCGCGCAGAUUUCACCAGCCGUGUACUCCCAGCUGAGGGCAAUCAAGGGUCCAAGCACCCUCAUCCCUUUGAGAUGUCAUUCAACUACGUUGGACAACACCGAGAUCUACAGAGGAAGGAUGGUCUCUUCCAACUUGUUGAUCAGAUGGCUGGAGAAGCUGGGCAAGGAGGCGGCGCCGCUGACUUUGGAUCAGAUACUCCCCGCUUCGGUCUUUUCGAGAUCUCUGCGAUGGUCGUGGCUGGAAAGGUUCGAUUCAACUUCUCCUUUAACAAGUUCAUGCAGCACCAGAAUCGUAUUCACCGAUGGGUUUCCGAAUGCCAGGAGCUGCUUGUAACCCUCUCUGAGCAGCUUCCUACCCUCGAGCCGCGUCUGACUCUCAGCUCGUUCCCAAUGCUGUCGUUGACCUACCCUACCUUGGACAAGUUGCUCAAUGAAAAAUUGCCUGCUAUGGGUAUUGAGUCCCCUGACUUUGUUGAGGAUAUCUACCCUUGUUCUCGCAUGCAGCAGGGUAUCCUACUUGGUCGCAAGCGAGAUAGCUCCUACUACGCUGUCCACGACACCUUCGAAAUUCGGGCUACUGGAUCUGGCAAGCCAAACCUCGAUCGCUUGGUCAAUGCAUGGCAGAAGGUCGUUUCUCACCAUGCGAUGUUCCGCACCAUCUUCGUUGAGAACCUCACUCCUCGCGACCCCUUCUGUCAGGUCGUGCUGAAGGGUUACGAUGCUACUCCUGUCUUCCUGCAGUCAUCAGGGGACGAUGACGUGCUGGCCACGUUCGAUAAGGAAGACCCCAAGGAUUACAGCGAGCCUGAACCAGCGUAUCGUUUCACUAUUUGCCAGACACCCACUGGCAGACUGUUUGCUCGCAUUGAGCUCAGUCAUGCGGCGAUGGACGGUAACUCGAUCUCGAUCAUCCUCCGUGACUUGCAGCUCGCAUACGCAGGCAGACUUGAGGAAAGCCCUCAGCCUUUGUUCAAGGAUUAUAUCCAGUACCUCCAGGACGCGCCGAACGAAGCCAGCAUCAACUACUGGCGUUCGUACUUGGAUCAGGCUAAGCCGUGCCACUUCCCCGCCCUCACUGACGGUCAACAAUCAGCAAAGGCACUCCGGUCCAUUCCUGUUAACUUCGGAGCCCUUGACGAUCUCCAAUCUGUCUGCGAGAAGCGCGGAAUCACUCUCGCAAAUGUCUUCAAUGCCGCAUGGGGCCUUACUCUCCGCGCUUUCUGUGGAUCCGACGAUGUCUCCUUUAGUUACAUGGCAUCCCUGCGUGAUGUUUCUGCUGACGGCGUCCAGUGGGUGGUUGGACCAGUCAUCAACCUUCUAAUCUGUCGCAUGAAGGUUGCCGAUGACUCGAAGCUCAGUGAUGUGCUACACCAAAUCCAGAACGACUACAUGGAAAGCCUUCCUUACCGUCACACUUCGCUCAUCGACAUCCAGCAUGCUUUGAAGCUGUCCGACACCAAUUUGUUCAAUUCCGGUGUCUCCUACCGCCGGCUUCCCAGUUCGAAGGAUGCUGUCAGCAGCGAAAUCGAGUGUGCUGAGGUUGGCUCAAUUCACGAUCCCGCCGAGUUCCCGGUAUUCAUCAACCUCGAGGCCAUGGACACCACGGCUCGCAUUGACCUCAACUACUGGACUACGAACCUCUCUGAUUCACAGGCUGCCAAUGUGGCCAAUACAUAUCUUCGAUGCCUUGAGAACGUUGUAUCGAACAUUGACUGUGAAAUCCGGCAGCUAGACAACUUGAGCGAGGAUAACCGUGCCCAGAUCAUGGCGUGGAACAGCAAGACUCCCAAGCCCUUCGAGAAGUGUGCUCAUCAUGUCGUUCAAGAGAUGGCCAAGAAGCGGUCUGAUGCGCUGGCUGUAACUGCUUGGGAUGGCAACUUGACUUACUCCAAGUUGGAUCAAUUCUCCUCUCGCCUGGCAAGCUAUCUUGUCACCUUCGGUGUCGGCCCCGGCACACUGAUCCCCAUCUGCUUCGAGAAGUCUAUCUGGAACAUAGUCUCCACAUUGGCAAUAAUGAAAGCCGGUGGUGGCUGUAUUCCAGUUGACACACCCGAGAGUCUGGCUGUUGUUGAGAACUGGAUUGUCGACAACGUCGUGCAGGUCGCUCUGGCUUCCCCGGAGAAGGCUCAGGUCCUCGAGGAUGCCGUACCGUACGUCAUCCCUGUAAGCGAGUCUCUUCUCGAGUAUCUCGCGGACGAGGCUCUCAACCCCGUGGCACAAUCAUCAGACGUCGCAUACGUCGCUAUGACUGCCGGUACGUCUGGCCCGGCUAAGAGUGUCGUCCUUGACCAUUCAACCGUAAUGACCCGUGCCGAGGCAUUCGCUACCACCAUGGCAAUUGCCGAUGUGUCCAGGACUCUGCAAUUUGCACCCCAUACAUCCGAUGCAUUUAUUGUUGAGGCAUUCGGCACUUUCAUGUGGGGUGGUUGCAUUUGCAUUCCCGCUGACAUUGACCCUCUCAACUUGGCUGCCUCUAUCAACGCGCUCCACGUUAAUGUUGCUAGCAUCACCCCAACAGCCGCAAGCUUCUUCUCCCCCAAGGAUGUUCCCGGACUGCGAUCGAUCGCCCUCGGCGGCGAAGUUGUGCCCCAGAGCGUGCUCGACCACUGGAAGACCGACGACCUCCAAUUGCAGGUUUUGUAUGGAACAUGCGAGAGCUCGGCGGCCUCCUUCCAUGUAUUCUGUUCUCAGGACGAGCACGAGCCUGCCCUCAUUGGAAAGAGUACGUCCUGUGUUUCGUGGGUGGUUGACCCCUCCAACCACGACAAUCUUGUUCCGAUUGGUAGUGUUGGAGAAUUGGCCCUCGAGGGCCCUGUUAUUGCCUCGGGCUACCUCGACAACCGGUCUGUAGAGACCAGCGACUUCUUCGAGAACGCUUCUUGGCUUUCUGGACAACGAGGAGGGCGUAAACACCGUCUUUUCAAGACCGGAGAUCUUGUUCGGUACAAAUCCGAUGGCUCCCUCGUUUUCCUCGGCCGAAAGAAUGAUAAGAAUCAAUCCGCCUUGGCUAGCGAGCUUAUUCAAACUCAGACGCGCAUUGAUACACUCCUGGACAAGAAUAAGUGUGUUCUGGAAAGCGUCCAGCUGCAACGCGGCGACAUGAAGACAAAUGCCCUUGUUGCUUUCGUGGUCUCUUCAGACACCAUCCCAGUCACUUAUGGGGAGCGCGUCCUCCAGUCCGCAACGCCCGGAAUGAAAGAUGCCAUGUCUAGCUUGCACGCUAGUCUGAGUACCAGUCUUCCUGGUAGCAAGGUUCCGAGUUUCUACAUCCCCAUUUCCUCCCUCCCCUUGACCGUCUCUGGAAAGCUAAACCGCCAGGCCCUCAAAGUCGAAACACAGGCGCUCUCGAGCAGCGCUCUUGAGUCUUUCGACAUUAAGCAUUGGAACGGAUCCAAGACUGGUAACCGGGCUUCACGACAUGCCAGUCUCUCCGGGGCCAACAUCGCUUUCUGGAAGGAGUAUCUCGCCGACGUUGAGCCCUGCGUUUUCCCGGCGCUCUCCCAUGAAGCAACCGCCAAUGUCCGCUCCAUUCGCACGCUCAACAAGCAGUCGGCCAACAUCCAUGCCUUCAGCAGAUUGUCUGGUCUGCCUGUGGAAACUCUCUUCCAGUUCGCCUGGGCCGUCGUUCUCCGGUGGUACACUGGCUCAGACGAUGUUUGCUUUGGAUAUUCCGUCGCAGCCUCGGAGAUGAAAUUGGAGACCGAUGGAGUUUCCACCUGCCGCUUCCUCGUCCAGAACGAGCAAAAGCUGCAAGAGACUCUCCAAAAAGCAAAGAGGGACUCUGAGAUCAGUGCAUUGAAUGUAGCUCCCUUGGAUGCAGUCAAGCACCAGCUUGGACUCGAUGACACAACGCUCUUCAACACCUCCCUGAUUUAUCGCACAGCUUCCAAUCUCCCCAAGGGAAGUACCCGGGAGCCAGGCACCUCCAGUGCUUACAAGAUCUUGGUUGAAGCUGAAGUCUCGCAUUCGUACGCCGAGAUACACUUCACCUACUCCUCAGAGACCCUUUCCUCCUUCCAGGUCAGCCAUGUCAUGGACAUGUUUGACCAAGUCUUGGACGAUUUGAUAGCCCACAACCUCCGUGACCGCACCAUAGGGGACCUCAAUAUACUCCCUGAACGCUCAGUUCGCCGAAUCCGCGAUUGGAAUGCCGUAUCCCCUCCUAGAGUGGAGAAGUGCGCCGACGAACUCAUCCAGCAGCAGGCCCUCCUCCACCCCCGCGCCGAAGCCGUCUGCUCUUGGGACAAGAAUUUCACCUAUGGGCAACUUGAAAUUGUGUCCAGUCGCCUGGCUCGUCAUCUCUCCAGCCUUGGAGUCAAGCCUGAAGCCUUUGUGGUGUUGUGCUUCGAAAAGUCAGCUUGGGCUGUAGUCGCCCAGCUGGCUGUUCUCAAGGCGGGUGGAGCCUUCGUCUCGAUUGACCCAUCCCACCCCGAUUCUCGACUGAAGAUGCUUAUUGAUGAAAUUGGCACUAACCUUGUCUUGUGCUCGUCCUCAGUCCACACCAAGGUUUCGAAGCUGUCCGCUAAAUCAUUCGCCGUGUGCCAGACUUCAAUCUCCCAACUUCCUGAGUCGCCUUUGGCUUUGCCCGGCGCUCGUCCUACUCCAAGCAAUGCUGCAUAUGCUAUAUUUACCUCUGGUACUACCGGGAAGCCGAAGGCAACUGUCGUCGAACAUACUGCCCUUAGCACCACCGCGAUCGCCAUGAUCGACGGCCUGCACAUGAACUCCACAACCCGUGCUCUGCAGUUCUCUAACUACACCUUUGACGUCAGCAUCUUGGAGAUCAUGAUGAUUCUCAUGACUGGUGGCUGUGUCUGUAUCCCCAGCGAGGAUGAACGCAUGAACAACUUGGGUGGUGCCAUCUGCCGAAUGGAAGCCACCUACAUCUCGGCACCUCCUGCCAUUGUCAAUACACUAGAGCCGAAAAGCGUCCCCAGCCUCAAGGUCAUUAUCACAGGCGGCGAGAAGAUGCCCGCCAACCAUAUUGACCGCUGGGCAGACCGGUGUGUCAUCAAUGCCUAUGGUCCCUCCGAGGCCACUGUCGUUGCUACAGUUGGUGUCAAGGUUGAUUGGGAUGGGAACCGCGUCAAUGAUGAUCCCACAUCCAUUGGAACAUCUCCAAAUUGCAGAGUCUGGAUUGUCGAUCCGAACAACUCCGACCGUCUGCUGCCUGUUGGUGCUGUCGGCGAGCUGAUCCUUGAAGGAAGCAACAUUGCCCGUGGAUAUCUUGCCAACGAGGAAAAGACGAAGGCCUCUUUCUUCAAGAAUCCUGUGUGGAACCGUCAUUCUGGCUUGCAGGGCGUGUUCAAGCGAACUGAUCGCAUGUAUCGCACUGGUGAUCUUGUUCGCUACAACAGCGAUGGCAGUCUGGCUUUCAUCUCCCGCAAAGACACUCAGAUCAAGUUCAAUGGCCAGCGAAUUGAACUGGAGGAGAUCGAACAACAAUGUAUCCGCUGCCUACCUGAAGACUCUCAGGUCGCUGUUGAUGUCGUUGUUCCCGAGGAACGGACCAUCGCCAAGGGUCUCGCCGCAUUCUUCACGGUCCAUGACCCAGAUUCCAACGGCGGCAGCAACGAUCAAUUUGCCCCCACGGUCCCUGGAGCCGAUCCACUGCUCCUGCCCAUCUCCAUGUCCAACAUGGAUGCCAUUCAGAAGUUGAAGGGCUCUCUGCCCGAACUUCUGCCUCAGAGCAUGAUGCCCCGGCUCUUCUUCCCUAUCCGCAACUUGCCCUUCACUUCCUCGGGGAAGAUUGACCGCCGAAGAUUGCGGGCCAUGGUCCAGACCUUAUCCAAGGAUACUCUUAAGUCUUACAUUACGCUUAACACCUCCGACAGACGGGAGAUUUCCUCAGCUACUGGCCUCGAGAUCAAGCUUGUGGCCCUUGUCGAAAAGACCCUCGAGCUUGAAGCUGGAUCUGUGACCGCCGAUGACAGCUUCUUUGGUCUGGGUGGUGAUUCCUUGUCCGCCAUGAACCUCGUCGGCGCUGCUCAAGCAGAAGGUAUCGCACUCACCGUCUCGAGCAUCUUCAAUUCCCCGAUAUUGGUCGACAUGGCCAAGAGCUGCGUCGUGUCUGAUGGACCUGCGGAAGUUAAGAAAGAAGAUAUCAAGGCGUUCUCAUUGCUGCCCUCUGGAGUCUACCUAGAAAACCUGAUGGAUGAAGUCACCGACAGCUGCGAAGUGUCCAAGGACCUCAUCAGCGAUAUCUACCCAUGCAGCGCUGUGCAGGAGGGUCUUCUCACGCUCUCUAUCAAGCAUCACGGUGCUUAUGUUGCUCAGCCCUCAUUCCGUCUUGCUGCUGGCAUUGAUGUCGGUAAAUUCAAACAGGCCUGGCAACAAACGGUGGCAGACUUGGAAAUCCUUCGCACUCGCAUUGUCCACACUGAAGCUAUGAACUUUGCUCAAGUUGUCCUCAAGGAUGGCCCUAUCUCCUGGGUCGAAGCAGAGUCGUUCGAUUCUCUGCCCAACGAUUUCCUUCACCUUCCCAAGCAAAAUGGAGCAGCUCUCACUGGUUACGCCAUGGUGCACCCCCGUGGCUCGUCUGACAGCUACUUUGUGUGGUCUGUUCACCAUGCCCUUUAUGACGGCUGGAGUAUUCCUCUGGUAUUCCGCAAGGUCGAAGAGAACUACUUUGCCUCACAGCCGAAGCGCGCUGGCACCCCUUACAGUCUGUUCAUCGACUAUCUGGUGAAGAAGGAUAUGGAGGAGUCUGAUGCUUUCUGGAAGUCUUACCUGGCUGAUCUGUCAACCACUCCUUUCCCUCAUAACAAGAACGCUGUGCCUGAUGCCAUGCGUGCUGGCAACACCCAGUACCACAGCAUGAAACUUUCCCGCACGCGCAACAGCGUCGACUUUACCAUCCCCGUCCUCAUGCGCGCUGCAUGGGCAAUUGUCAUUGCCACUCACACUGCCUCCGGUGAUGUGUGCUUCGGCGAGACUUUGUCGGGUAGAAAUAUCGAUCUUCCCGGUGUUGCAGAUAUUGCUGGUCCUGUUCUGACCACUGUCCCCACCCGAGUCCAGGUUGACAAUGCUAUGUCCACUAUGCAGUACUUGCAGAAGAUCCACCAGUCGACCACCGAGAUGAUCCCACACUUGCACUCUGGUCUUCAACGUAUCCGACAACUGAACAAGGAUACCUCCGAGGGUUGCAAUUUCCAAAACUUGCUUGUAAUCCAGCCCGGCGAUGGCGAGCUCGACAACAAGAUCUGGAUCGACGAGAAACGUGAAACAAGCGAAGACUUCUUCACUCACCCCCUUGUUGUGGAAUGUGGAGUCACGAAGACAAGCAUCUCGUUCACUGUUCACCAUGAUGAGCUUGUCAUCAGCGGAUGGCACACCAAGCGACUUACCGAACAAUUUGCACAUGUUCUGCAGCAGUUGAUUGCCUUGCCUAAGAACAGCACGAGCAAGCUCGGAGAUUUGGAGGUCGUGAGCCCCAAGGACAAGGCUGAAAUUGGUACAUGGAACGAACGCGUUCCCCUCACAGUGGUACGGACCGUCCAAGAUUUCAUUCGUGAGAAGUCCGAGGAGACUCCGAAUGCCCAGGCUGUAUGUGCCUGGGAUGGCGACAUCACCUACAGAGAAUUCUGGAACCUGGCCUCUGGCUUUGCCAACUACCUGGUCUCUCGCGGAGUUGGCCCAGAAGUGUUUGUUCCAGUCUGCCUGGACAAGUCAGCUUGGGCAAUGGUCACCCUCAUCAGUAUUCUCAUCGCUGGUGGUGGGUACGUGCCUCUGGAUCCCUCCCACCCUACCUCGCGACACGAGGAAAUCCUCGCCGACGUCGGCGCCAACAUGAUACUAUGUACCCCCAAUUAUACAAACCGCUACAGCCGAGUUGUGAAGACUGUUAUCCCCAUCAGCAAGGAAACGAUCAAGGCCUAUGGCGCACUCAAGUCAUCUUCCCGUCGCCGAACUGAAGUCGAACCCACAAACAUGGCUUACGCUCUGUUUACGUCUGGGAGCACCGGUCGGGCCAAGGGAAUUAUUGUCGAGCACCGCAACGUGGUCAGCAGUAUCAUGGCAUUCGCGCCGUGGGUACGCAUGGAUGAGACCUCAAGAGUAUUCCAAUUCGCUUCCCUCACUUUUGAUGCUGCUGUUAUGGAGACUCUUGCGAUUCUAAUGCUCGGAGGUACCAUCUGUGUGCCCAGCGAAGACGACCGUCUCAACGAUGUUGCGGGCGCAAUUCGUCGACUUAAUGUUACCUGGACGUUCCUCACCCCUUCGAUUGCAAGCAUCAUUGAGCCAUCUUCGGUGCCUUCCCUCAAGCACCUCGUCUGUGGUGGUGAGAAGAUGUCCAAUGAAGUCAUCACCAAGUGGGCCAAUUCUGUUCACCUCAUGAACGGGUACGGGCCGACCGAAACCUGUGUGUUUGCUGUUAUCGACAAUGCAGUGGCCACCAACCGUGAUCCCGGGCGUAUCGGAUACGGUAUUCCCAGCACUCUCACCUGGAUUGUUGACCCCGACAACCAUGAUCGGCUGACUCCUCUGGGCGCAGUCGGUGAACUUGCACUUGAAGGUGCUCCGUUGGCCAGAGAGUACCUCAAAAACCCCGAGAAAAACGCAGAAGCAUUCACUUCGGACCCUGCCUGGAUCAAGGACUUCACGCCUGCGGUCCCCGGUCCUCGCCGAAUAUACAAGACUGGGGAUCUUUGCUACUACAACCCUGAUGGAUCAAUUCAGUACAUCAGCCGGAAGGAUCACCAGGUCAAAUUGCAUGGCCAGCGGAUGGAGCUUGGUGAGAUCGAGCAUCGCCUUUCUGAAGAUGCUCUUACCCGCCAUGCUGUCGUCGUGCUCCCCAAGAACGGCCCGCUUAAGCAGCGCCUGGUCACUGUGAUGUCUUUGAACAGUGUGGCUGCUGAUACCAAGCUUAUUUCUGACAAGCCUUGUGAGCUUGUUGAUGAGAAUGAACUUGAGCGCCAUGCUUACAACGAGCUGGUCGAAGUCCAGCAGAAUCUUGAGAACCAGCUGCCCAUUUACAUGGUUCCGCAGACUUGGGCUCUCAUCAAGAAGCUUCCCAUGCUCGUUUCCGGAAAGCUCGACCGGAAGAAGAUCACCGCCUGGGUAGAGGAUAUUGAUGAUGCAUCCUACGAGCGUAUCAUGGCCGAUUACGAUCGCAUCAAGCGUGGCAAGAUCGAGGAGAAGCCGCAAGAAAAGGAAGAGAAGAAUGGAUCGCUCAGCAUCAUCCGCGAAAUAUUUGCACAGGUGUUGAAUAUCUCCCUACAGAAAGUCAACGUCGACCGCUCCUUUGUCAGUUUGGGCGGCGACAGCAUCACUGGAAUGGCUGUCAUUUCUCGCGCUCGCAAACAAGGCCUUAUCCUGACACUACACGACAUUUUGCAGAGCAGAUCACUGAAGGAACUUGCUCAAACAGCCGGCUCCAAGGCACCUGUUUCACAGCGCGAAGAGAAGUCCGGUGAAGGUUUCGCACUUUCUCCUGUCCAAAGGCUCUACUUCCAGAGCUCGGACUCGUUCAAGGGCGCCGCUCGCUUCAACCAGAGCAUGACUGUCCGCAUCGCUCGUCGUUGUGAGGGUGAGGUCCUCAAGCGCGCCGUCAAGGCUGUUAUUGGCCAGCAUGCCAUGUUCCGCGCGCGCUUCAGCACAUCUAGUGACGGCACUUGGCAACAGAAAACUGCAGCGGAGGUCGAUGAAUCUUUCCGAUUCCGCGUUCACUCUGUGGGCGAUACCCGUGGGAUGGUUCCAAAGAUUGCUGAGAGUCAAAAUUGCCUCGAUCCUCUCAAUGGACCUAUUCUUGCAGCCGAUUUGUUUAACCUUCGCACAGGUGGUCAGGUCUUAUUCCUCGUCGCUCACCAUCUCUGCAUUGACAUGGUAUCAUGGCGCAUCGUGCUCCAGGACCUCGAAGAGCUCGUUGUCUCUGGAUCUCUUUCACUCGACAAGGCAUUGUCCUUCCAAAGCUGGUGUGCCAUGCAGACCGAGAGAGCCAAAACACACGAUGCGACUAUCUCUCUGCCUUUCACUCCUGAGAAGCCGAACUUGCCUUACUGGGGCAUGCAAGGUUCACCCAAUGUUUACGGAGACAUCAAGAUGGAAUCUUUCAUGUUGAGUGAGGAUACUACCAAAUUCAUCCUGGAUGGCUGCCACAGCGUCUUCCGGACUGACACUGUCGACAUUUUGCUGUCUGCCAUCAUUUAUUCCUUCGCUCGGACCUUCACUGAUCGCAAGGUGCCGACUAUUUACAACGAAGGACAUGGCAGAGAACCCUGGGAAGCCGACAUUGAUCUUUCCAGAACAGUUGGCUGGUUUACCACAAUGGCCCCUUUGCUAGUGGAUUCCGAAGCUCGUAAGUUUCCCAUGCCUCAUCUUGUCGACAGACAGCUGACACAACAAGGUGCCCUCAACGACAUUAUCAAGCGUGUCAAAGACACCAGGAGGAAGAUAGCAGACAAUGGACGUCCUUACUUCGCCAAAAACCUGCUUCAAGACCAGGGUGCUGAUUUCCCUGUCCCGUUGGAAAUCCUGUUCAAUUACCUGGGUAAAAUGCAGCAACUCGAGCGAGCUGAUUCGCUAUUCCAUCACCAUGGUAGCGUCUUUGACAGCUCGGACUUUGCCGUCGCAGGUGACAUGGGUCCCCAGACUGCUCGUUUCGCCCUCUUCGAAGUAUCCGCCAUUGUCAUCAAAGAACGCCUCAAUGUUGCCUUCACCUACAACCACAAAAUGCAGCAUCAGGGCUCUAUUCGCCGCUGGAUUCUCCAGUGCAAGCAGACCCUUGACAAGGAUAUCCUCACCCUGAAAACGGCCACUCCAGAGCCCACUCUCAGUGACUACCCCUCCUCCCAAUUAACUAUCACGGCCUCCAGAUGCUCACUGCGAGCACCUUCCGCAGGGCCGGCAUUCGGGACAAGGACGACCCAGCUCCGCGAUCCCAAUGCGUACAUGUUCCAUACUGUGUUUGAGAUCAAGGAUGGCAAAUCUGGCAAGGUCGACGCUGAGGGAGUUGCCCGCGCUUGGCAAGCCCUUGUCGACCGUCAUCCUGUGCUCCGAACUAUUUUCGUCGACAGCAACUACACGGGCGGAUCCUUUGACCAACUGGUGCUCAAGAAUCUUUCCGACAAUAUCCUACGCGUGCAAUGCCAGGACUCCCAGGUUGAGGAGAAGUUGGCUGCUAUCUCUCUCCGUGACAGGAACGCAAUGCGCCAAGCAAAGCUUUCUCACCAAUUGACAGUUUGCAAAACGAACACCGGACGUGUAAUCCUCAAGCUGGAGAUGAACCAUGCCAUCAUCGAUGGUGGCUCGGUGGAUGUACUUCUCCGUGACCUGACUCUCGCCUACGAGCGUAAGAUCGCCGAGGGUUCAGGACCUCUCUUCAGCGACUACAUCAAGUUCAUCAGGACUCAAAGCCAUAGUGACGCUCUCAGUCACUGGAAGGAAUACCUCGGCGGAGUUCACCCAUGUCACCUCGCCCCAUCAGCUGUGUUCGAAGCCAAGAGGGAACUCAAGGGUGUCAUGAUGAACUUCCAGCGAUUCCCUGAGUUGCUCAAGUUCUGUGAACGAAGCUCGGUGACUCUCGCCAACUUGACCCUUUCCGCGUGGGCCAUCGUCUUGCGACAGUUCACUGGCUCCGAUGACGUUUGUUUCGGAUAUCUCUCUGCCGGUCGCGAUGCCCCUGUCAAUGGUAUUCAGGACAUGGUUGGAAUCUUUAUUAACAUGCUUUGCUGCCGAGUCCAGUUCUCCGAUCAGCAGACCCUGACGGACGUGUCCAAGAAUGUUCAAGAUGAUUAUAUUCGAUGCAUUCCCCACCAAAGCUGCUCUUUGGCGAGCAUUCAGCAUGAGCUUGGUUGGCAGGGACAGUCCCUGUUCAAUACUACCUUGUCGAUCCAGAACCACUCCGUUGCGGGUGGCCCCAAGGACAAAGGACUGUCCUUCGAUCUUCAACAUGCACAUGACCCGAGCGAGUACGCGGUCACUGUGAACGUUGAGAUUGCCCGAGGCCAGGAGGGUAUUCUUUUGAGAUACUGGAAUGAUAUUGUGUCUGACGAGGAGGCACAGAGUCUGGCUGACACCAUCGCCAAGGUGUUUACUGGCUUCAUUGAGUCCCCGGCUGCGACCCUGUCGCAGUCCACAUUCGCUUCUGAGGCUGAACCUGAGUCAGUGGAUUGGGAUCGCUCCCAAACCACACUGGCAGACAAGGCAAAGUCGACUGGAGAGGCAAUUGACAGCAGUGCUAUGCAGAAAAUUAUUGAUGAUCGUGUUCAUGAGAUUAUUGGUCAGAUGUUGAGAGAAGGAAAACUGACGGUGCCUCCCAUUCGCACAGAAGGGUUGUCAAGCUAUGGUGGUCACACUGAUACCAUAGCCGACUCACCGUACCAGUUAGGUAUACAAGGAGCAGAUGAUUCGGGUGUUUGUUCGGCGACUUCCCGUUCCAGCGAGGAUGGGAUGUCGGUCGAUGUGGAAAGGAAAUUGUGGAAUCUUUGGAGCACAGCUCUUGGCCUCUCACCUAACGUGGUGAGACACCAGGACAGCUUCUUCAAGUUGGGCGGUGACAGCAUCACCGCCAUGAAGAUGGUCAGUGCUGCUCGCGAAGAGGGCCUGGUCCUUACUGUUGCAGAUGUCUUCAACAAUCCUGUCUUCGAGGACAUGCUGACAACAGUGCGAGCCGCCAAUGUCACUCAGCAGAUGCUGAAUGCCGAUCUCAAGUCAGGCGGCCACAAGGAGGCUGACAGUGAUUUGCUCAAUAUCACCCCGACAACACUGGGGCCCAGCCCCUCUACCGAGAGCCUCGAGGUUCUCAAGCCAUCGUGCGUCGACGAUGCCGCGGUGCAGAGCGGUAUCUGUCCCAAGGUUGGUGUAUUCAAGGGUGGCAUCGCCGAUGUACUCCCUGUCACUGACUUCCAGGCGAUGUCUCUUACGGCGACUCUCUUCAAAUCUCGAUGGAUGCUUAACUACUUCUAUCUUGAGGGCAACGGUCCACUGGACCUGAGACGCCUUCGUGAGAGUUGCUUGAAGGUUGUCGCUGCAUUUGAUAUUCUGCGCACAGUAUUUGUGUGCUUCCAUGACCAGUUCUUCCAGGUCGUGCUGCGCAAGAUCCGUCCCAGCAUUUUCGUUUAUGAGACCGACCGCGCUCUUGAUGAAUUCACCAUGACCCUUCAACAGAGAGAUCGCGAAUACGGACCGCGCGAAGGCGAGCAGUACGUGCAGUUCUACGUUGUCAAGAAGAAGAACAGCGACCAGCACCGUAUCAUGAUCCGCCUCUCACACACUCAGUAUGAUGGAGUGUGCUUGCCAAAGAUCAUGGCUGCCAUUAAGCACGGAUAUGAAGGCACCCCGCUGCCUCCGGUUACCCCCUUCGCUGGUUACUUGCGACAGUUGCCAGGAACAAUCACUCCAGACCAUUACCGCCACUGGACGGACCUUCUCAAGGGCUCUCACAUGACCCAAGUUGUCCGCAGAAGCGGUACCAACAUGUUCCAGAACGUUGGAGCAUUCACAGAGAUCCACAGAAAGAUUGAGAUCUCGCCCACUGCCCUUGGAAAUGUCACUAUCGCAACUGUCAUGCAGGCUGCCUGGGCCCUGGCCCUUGCCAAGCUCUCUGCUCAGUCUGAUGUUAUCUUUGGUCUGACUAUCAGCGGCCGCAACGCCACGGUGCCAGGUAUCGAGAGCACCGUUGGCCCCUGUGUCAAUGUCAUCCCGGUCCGCGUGAAGUUCGACGAGAAAUGGACCGGUGUCGACCUAUUCCGCUACCUCCAGGACCAACAGGUCUCCAACAUGCCUUUCGAGUCCCUGGGCUUCCGCGAGAUCAUCAAGCAAUGCACUGACUGGCCCGAUUGGACCUACUUUACCACCUCAGUCUUCCACCAGAACGUCGACUACGAAGGAAGCAUGCAGCUCGAUAACAACAAGUACCGCAUGGGUGGUGUCGGCGUCAAUGACAACCUAGCCGAUCUCACCAUGGUAUCCCGUCCCUCCGGGGAACGAGGCCUCGAUGUCACCCUCGGCUACUCCGAAAAGGGCCCUGUGAUGCCAUCAUUCGCAUCCAAGGUUCUCGACAUGGCCUGUGAGAUUGCACAAUCCCUCGUCGCCAACCCAACCAACUCCCUACCCUCCGCGAGCAUGCUACGCUCUCUGCCACCGCAGACAAUCGACGAUCUACCCCGACCAUCAGACGAGCACUUCCUCAGCGCACAUCUCAAAUCGCGCUCCAUCGCAGAGCUGCUCGUGCAUUCAGACAUUCUGUCUCGCUCGUGGCACCAGGUCCUGCCCAGCCGCACCACGACCGGCCCCGUCGACCCAGAAGCGGACAAACCCACCCAUCAAUCCGCCUUCCAGUUGGACUCGUCCUUCUUUGAUCUCGGCGGUGACGUCUUCAAUCUAGCCCAGCUUACCUGGCUUCUUGAACAAGAGGGUCUCAAGGUUCGAUUGGAGGAUCUUAUCGAACACCCGACUUUCCUAGGCCAAAUGGCCGUGCUGGCUUUGCAUAACGCCAAGCACCAGGAGGAUAUGCCAACAGAGCUUCUUGCUACCGGUGCUGCACCGCCUGAUCCUGUCGGUCGCAUCGAAAAGAAGAAGACAUGGUCCAAGGCCAUGACCAUAGCGAGAAAGUUGACUGGGCGAAACACGGUCACCAGCCGAGCUUGA